AUGAAUGGAUCAGUGGUCGCCCCGUUUCCAGAAAAACAUGGUGACGAUAUCACGAAGAAGCUUGCGAGGAAGGUUUCCGUGGCCAUCAUAAGAUUUUUGUCGUCUGUUGUGAUCUGUUAUCCAAGAAAACUUCACACCGUUUAUGAAAGAGGCAAACGGCUGGAAGAAUUACCCAACGAAAUCCUUCUCAAAAUCCUUUCGUAUUGUGAUUUCACAUCCAAAAUGAAUAUGAGAGCUGUGAACUAUCGGUUGUACACUCUGGUGGAGACAGGAGCCUUCACUCUGGUCCGAAGAAAUCUUAUAGGCGGUGUCGAAAUUAUGGAUGGAUGUAGAAGCACCGAUAAUACAUUUGACACCGGCAUUCCAUCUUCUUAUUACUCAAGCUAUCAUCUCACGUUGUCUCGACCACUGAAACGUGUGCAACUUUUGGUGCCAGCAGCUCGCCUUACAAAUAUUAUGAGACAUGUAUCUGUAUGCCACUCGCUGAAGUUGUGUGGCGUUUCACUGGAUGAACCGUUGGCCACGAACAUACUUGAAGCUUCAUUCAGAACUAUAAACGAUGUGACAAUCGACCGUGUUCAUACUGUCACUGCUGAAACUCUUGGCAAGCUUGUCCGUAAAGCACAUCCCUCUAAAAGCCUCGUCUUCUGCAACCACUCCACUUUACAAGCAUCUGAGGCGAUUGUCCCUGACUUACUUCUUUCUUGUACCGCGAGCAACAUUGCCAUUGAGCCGAGUGUCUCUUUGGCGAAUGCGGUCGUACAUUCUGUUUCUGGUUUACUGCUUCUUGAGAGUACUUGUGCGAGGUACUUCCACAACUCUCACUUGCUCAUCGAGACCACACCUAACCAGACUGGCCCUUAUAGCCUUACUCAGGUCGUCUGUAAUGAAAGAUUGUAUACAACAAUUGAGUUUUAUGAGCCAAAGAUGGACGAACUUGAGUUAGGCGAUUUGGAGAGCAGUUUUGAAAGAUUACUGAUUGAAUCUGAUGAUGAUAUAAUGGAAGCUGCAGAAAGUGAUUCUGUCUUCGAUGAUGCGUUAAUGGUGUCCGCGGAUAAGGAUUCUGAUACAGAAAGUGAUGAGACAUUGUCGGUGUCAGAUAGCGAGAGUCAAGACGAAUGGUCAAGCGACGCCGAAGCUCACGAUGACUGGGAAUUUUUUCAGCAGUUUGGUCCACAUGAUCAGUUAUCCACUUGUCACGAACCAACUGACUUCUACCAGUUAUAUUUGAACAGUGAAAUAUUCUCACCAAUUGUCGAAGAAAGGAAUAAACAGGGCAAGGCGAAGGAUCCUGAAUUUCUUGACACGAAUGUCGCAGAAAUCAAAAAAUUCAUUGGAUUAUGUAUACAAAUGGGAGUAGUGCACAUGCCUAGGAUAAGAGAUUACUGGAGUUCCAGACCUGCAAUUGGCGGGAAUUCCAUUGCUGGGAAAUUCCACCGCUUUUUCGAUGAUGCAGCUCUCGUUCGCCUAGUUAUCUCAGACCAGGCAAUUCGUCGUACUAUUCGCCUGCCUCUGUGCGCUGUCACUCACAACGGUAUAAGUAAAGCCGCUCAGGCGUUCUAUAAACGAUGUUGCGAUGUAAUGGCUGAGGUCACCGCCGAAAUGCGCGCGCCGCAGUGGGAAAUUUUCGUUUCUUUUCCGUCGUCGAUGCUAAUAAAGCGGGAUAUGAUCGAAGUUCCGGCUGAAAUGCGAGGGCAAUGCACAGUGUGGGGCUAUCUUCCGUAUUACGAAGACAGUUUUGUCGUCGAGGUACGCGUAGGUGGAAUGAAUCUUCGAAUCGUUGUGGAAUCCCCUUGA
Messenger RNA from Necator americanus (New World hookworm), 1797 nucleotides. RefSeq lists its product as uncharacterized. Bases 1 to 1797 code for a protein of 598 amino acids. The transcript is spliced from 13 exons. The record is from RefSeq and is a predicted model, not a curated record. NCBI's taxonomy places the organism in Eukaryota, Metazoa, Nematoda, Chromadorea, Rhabditida, Ancylostomatidae. Gene Ontology annotation, molecular function: protein binding.